AUGGUUUUAUAUCUAAACAUCGUAGUUAAGAACAGCAGCAGUAUUGUGGAGGAGAAUAUCGAGAAACGGACUGGACGGGGAAUACUGAGUCAAGUGAUGUAUCAUAUAGCAGCGUUGAUCAUCCACGAUACUGCGGUCACUGAUAGAGUUGCUACGGCGUGCUUGCAAGGGCUGGAGGCUACUCUUAGAGGAGAGCACAGUCUGCAGGUUGAGGUCACUAAGAGGGGUGUGUGGGGUAACUACUUCGUAUUGGAAGUGCGGUUGGUCGGAGUCCCGCAUGAUGCAGUGAGCAAAAGCAAAGGCCUGCUUGUGGGAAGUGUGAUAAACUUGUUUCGAGUAACGGCAUGUUCGGAUACUUCCUUCACCAACGCAAUAGUCUUCCGCAAUGCUGAGAGGCUUCUGCAACAGAGGCUGCCAAUUGAGAUAGCCCACAAGCUUGCUGAGAAUGGCGUGGAAGCUGAUGUCGUCAUCAAGAAUGACAAGAAUGAACAAGAACUCUACGAAACAGUUAUGAUGGGGCACCAAACUGCGCGAGAUGAAGACGCUGAUGAUGAUGACGAUUGGAGCUUCGAGAGGGAAUAUGUCAUAGUCGAGCAAGCAGACGCGGUUAUCGAUAAGGGAGCUGCCCUGCCGGCCCUGACGCGAUGA
This is a messenger RNA of Perkinsus marinus ATCC 50983, 648 nucleotides long. RefSeq lists its product as hypothetical. NCBI's taxonomy places the organism in Eukaryota, Perkinsozoa, Perkinsida, Perkinsidae. The record is from RefSeq and is a predicted model, not a curated record. The coding region runs from base 1 to 648 and encodes 215 amino acids. The transcript is spliced from 5 exons.